This is a messenger RNA of Exophiala bonariae, 1719 nucleotides long. RefSeq lists its product as uncharacterized. Gene Ontology annotation, cellular component: cytoplasm. Gene Ontology annotation, molecular function: nucleic acid binding; ATP binding; asparagine-tRNA ligase activity. The coding region runs from base 1 to 1719 and encodes 572 amino acids. The transcript has a single exon. Gene Ontology annotation, biological process: asparaginyl-tRNA aminoacylation. The record is from RefSeq and is a predicted model, not a curated record. Lineage: Eukaryota; Fungi; Ascomycota; Eurotiomycetes; Chaetothyriales; Herpotrichiellaceae.
AUGGCGUCAACCAUCUACAUUGAUGAGGACGUCGGUCGCGAUGACGACUCGGCCACUGGCACAGAGACCGCCCCAUACAAAUCUCUGCUACAUGCCAUGAUCAAACAUGCAAGUGAUGGCCCAACAUACCAAACCCGAAAAUCCGAGACUGGUCCCGUUGACGGCAAUGGUGAUCCUGCUUCUCGUCUGGAGUGGAAACCAGCCUCUAAAUCCGCUUUGAAGAAAGUCUCCAACCUCUACGAACAACAUAAAAAGAAGCAAGCCAAGGCUUCAGAACUCGCCAUUCGAGAAAACGCCGAGGCUGCCAAACGACAGCAGACGCUCGAAGAUGCGAAAAAGGUCGUCCUCGAAGAGGACAAAAGCCUGCCCGCCCCAGUCUCCAUCCGUCUUGACGAUGCCGACUCUACCAAGAUCAAGUUGGGGUCAGCCGACUCCCCAGGAACCCGUGUCCAGGUAUCUGGCUAUGUCCACCACCUCCGAUCCCAGAAAGAUGUCAUUUUCAUCACCCUCAAGGACGGCUACGGCCACAUGCAAGUCGUCCUGAGCGGCAACCUGAUCAAAACCUACGCCGCCAUGACCUUGACCCUCGAAACAUCCAUGACCAUCCGCGGUGAACUGAAAGCUCUCCCACCCAAAGCUCAUGCUCCCCUGGACCGCGAGCUCCACGCCGACUUCUACACCGUCAUUGGCGCCGCCAUAGGCGAUAAAGAAGCCAUCACCAACAAAGUCCAACAGGACGGUGACGCCCAAACCCUCCUCGACAACCGCCAUCUCGUCCUACGAGGCGACACCGCAUCUGCCGUCAUGAUCGUGCGUGAUGCCGUCGACUUUGCCUUCCGGCAGACGUUCCGCGAACUGCGAAUGCGAUUCGUCACCCCUCCAGCUAUGGUGCAAACCCAGGUUGAAGGCGGCGCCACACUCUUUGAAUUCGACUACUACGGCGAAAAAGCCUACCUCACCCAGUCCUCACAGCUGUACCUGGAAACCUGCCUCGCGUCCCUCGGCGACGUCUACACCAUCAGCCCGUCUUUUCGCGCCGAGAAGUCCCUCACCCGCCGCCACUUGUCGGAAUACACGCACAUCGAAGGCGAACUCAACUUCAUCACGUUCGACGGCCUGCUCACACAUCUCGAACACGUCAUCUGCCGAGUGAUCGAGCUCACGCUGGCCGACCCCAUCAUCGCAGCACACAUCAAAUCGCUCAACCCGGACUUCAAGCCGCCAUCACGCCCCUUCAAACGCAUGCGCUACACCGACGCCAUCGACUGGCUGGUCGAGCACUCGAUCCCCAACGAAGACGGCGAACCCCACAAGUUCGGCGACGACAUCGCCGAGGCCGCCGAGCGCAAAAUGACCGACAUGCUCAACGUGCCCAUCUUCCUCACCCACUUCCCCGUCGAGAUCAAGGCCUUCUACAUGCCAAAAGACGCCGCGGACCCUCGCGUCACCGAGAGCGUCGACAUGUUGAUGCCCGGCGUCGGCGAGAUCGUCGGCGGCAGCAUGCGCAUCUACGACUAUGACGAGCUGUUGGCCGGCUAUAAGCGUGAGGGCAUCGAUCCUAAGCCCUACUACUGGUAUACCGAUCAGAGACGCUACGGUGCCACGCCGCACGGUGGAUACGGCCUUGGCCUCGAGCGCUUCCUCGCAUGGAUGUGUGGUCGCUGGACCGUCAGAGAGUGUGCGCUGUACCCCCGCUUUGCGUACAGAUGUACCCCUUGA